ACCAGUCGGUCCUCUUCACUGAGCUGUGAGGGCUUAAGACUUCUCAGCAUAUUUGUGGAAACAUCAUGAUCAUCUAGAACUGAGAAAAAUCUCCUAUUUUCCCCACAUUAAAGAAGAAGAAAACCUAAAGAAAAAGAGUCGCGAUGAACAGAGACGGAGACAAGAGCGCAAAGUCUGCGCUCCGGAGCCAGAAACAGCAGGUUUCUGCCCAGAAGAAGAAGAAGGACCCGGCUCCUAAAGAUGCUCAAUGUGGCUCUCUGUCAGGUCCCUGUGACUCUGGGAAGGAGGUGAAACCGGCGGGACAGCAGGGGAAACGAUCGGGCAAAGUGUCACUGAGUGUCACGGUGGAGUGCCCCGGUGCGCAGAGGAAGUUAUCCGAUGCCAGCAACGCUUCAGAGGACCUGAGCAAAGACUCCGGCUGCCCGUCUGGGAAACUCUCCUCCUCAGACAGCAGCUCAGAAAUCUCCGACUGCCCCUCGGAGGGCAACAGUAAGCAGGACUCUCCGAGCAGCGACAGUGAUUUAAGCUGGAUAGAGCCAGGAGCUUAUUUGAGCUCGGACAGUGAGGGCAAAGGCGACGGCAAACCGUGCGUAAAGGUGCCGAGGGAUACCUGCGCUCUGCAGCCUGAUGCUGCUGGAGCCGGGCUCAGUUUGUUUAACUCCUCAGAGGCGUUUAUGGAUCUCAUGAUGGGGGAGACAACCGAUGAUCUGGUCAGGGAGGUGGAGGAUCUGAGAUCAGAGAACGAGUAUCUGAAAGAUGAGGUGGAGGAGCUACGCUGUGAGAUGCUGGAGAUGCGUGACAUGUUCCAGGAGGAGGAGGUGUAUCAGCUGCAGGAGCUGCGGCUGCAGCUGGAGCAGGCCAACAAGACCUGUCGCAUCCUGCAGUACCGCCUCCGCAAGGCCGAGCGCCGCAGCAUCCGGGUGGCUCAGACGGGACAGGUGGACGGGGAGUUGGUUCGGAGCUUAGAGCAUGAUAUAAAGGUCAGAGGUCAUUACGGUUACUCCUCCUCCUCCUCCUUUGUCAUUGUGUGGUCUUGUUAA
Molecule: messenger RNA, 1040 nt
Organism: Epinephelus lanceolatus (giant grouper)
Lineage: Eukaryota; Metazoa; Chordata; Actinopteri; Perciformes; Serranidae
Source: RefSeq, a predicted model, not a curated record